Pediculus humanus corporis (human body louse) is the source of this 1914-nucleotide messenger RNA. Its product is annotated as WD-repeat protein, putative. Gene Ontology annotation, molecular function: ubiquitin binding. The coding region runs from base 1 to 1914 and encodes 637 amino acids. The record is from RefSeq and is a predicted model, not a curated record. Gene Ontology annotation, biological process: protein deubiquitination; double-strand break repair via homologous recombination. Lineage: Eukaryota; Metazoa; Arthropoda; Insecta; Psocodea; Pediculidae. The transcript has 10 exons.
AUGACUUCUCAUAAAAGUGGUGGUCAAAAUGGGAGGAAAAAAGUACAGGUUUCUUUUGUAAUAAGAGAUGAAGUGGAAAGGAGGCAUAGAGCUGGAGUUAGUUCUUUACAAUAUGAUUCUAAUUUUCAUAGACUUUAUUCUGCAGGGCAUGAUAGUAUUAUUAGAAUAUGGAAUUGUAAAAACUUAAAGGAGCCAUAUAUUCAAUCGAUGGAACAUCACACAGACUGGGUUAAUGACAUUGUUUUAUGUUGUAAUGGGAAAAAUUUAAUAUCUGCAAGCUCAGAUACGACUGUUAAAGUUUGGAAUGCACCUAAAGGUUUUUGUAUGUCCACUUUAAGAACUCAUAAAGACUAUGUAAAAGCCUUAGCUUAUGCUAAAGAUAAAGAACAAGUUGCAUCUGCUGGCUUGGAUAGAGCUAUAUUUUUAUGGGAUGUUAACACUCUUACAGCACUGACGGCUAGCAAUAAUACAGUUACUACAUCUUCACUUCCUGGAAUUAAAGACUCAAUAUACAGUUUGGCUAUGAAUCCCUCCGGUUCUAUUAUUUUAAGCGGAAGUACGGAAAAAGUUAUUAGGGUUUGGGAUCCGAGAAGUUGUACAAAACAAAUGAAACUUAAAGGCCAUGUUGAUAAUGUGAAAGCAUUAGUUGUCAAUAGAGAUGGAACACAAUGUUUAUCAGGAAGUUCAGAUGGUACCAUUAAGUUAUGGAAUUUAGGUCAGCAGAGGUGUAUUCAAACAUUUCAGUUUCACGAUAAAGGAGUGUGGGCUUUGCUUGCAACUGAAAAUUUCACUCAUGUCAUUUCUGGCGGAAGAGAUAAAAAAAUUUAUAUGACUGACAUUCGGUUACCGGAAAGAAGGGUUUUAAUUUGUGAAGAAACUGAUCCUGUUUUAAAAAUGGUUAUGACGCCUGAUCAAGAAACAUUAUGGGUUGCUACUUCAAGUUCUUCGAUUAAAAAUUGGGCUAUUCCAAAAAGGGAUUUUCAGCUAAAUGAUUCUGACAACGAAAAUUUAAGACCAUUCAACGAAAGACCCGAACACAUAAUUAAAGGUGGUUCUGCAGUUAGAAGGUUUGAAGUAUUGAAUGACAAAAGACACAUUCUUACUAAAGACUCUGAAGGAAAUGUUACUGUGUAUGAUGUUCUUAAGGCUAGGAAAUUAGAAGAGUUGGGAAAAAUUGAUUUCGAUGAGGAAUUGAAAAAAAGGACUAAAAUAGUUUAUGUUCCAAAUUGGUUUAACGUAGACUUAAAGACUGGAAUGUUGACUAUUCAUUUGGGACAAGACGAGAGUGAUUGUUUUUCUGCAUGGGUUUCUGCAAAAGAAGCUGGUCUUGCUCCGGAUGAUUCGGUUGAUCAAAAAGUCAACUAUGGAAAUUUGCUUCUUCAAGCGCUUUUAGAAAAAUGGUGGCGAACGUUGAGGCCUGAAGAUGGCGAUAACGACGAACCAAGCAAUUCCGGGCAAGUCAUUAGUGGUAACGAAUAUUUUUCAGUUCCCGGUCACACACCUGUAAUAUUCGGGGAAGUUAAUGGACGUACGCUUUGUCGAUUAUUAGUGAAAGACGCCGGAGGGGAUACGGAGGGCGGACUCCUUAACGAAACGGUACCACCUUGGGUUGUGGACAUAGUAGUAGAAAAAAAUCUUCCUAAAUUUAUUAAAAUUCCAUUUUAUUUAUUACCACAUUCUUCGUAUGUCAUUAAUAAGGGAAUGAAAAAGGAUAGACUUGUUGCCAACGAUUUUAUUCAAGUAAGAAAAGUGGCGGAACACGUGUAUGAAAAAGUUUUAAACGCCGGCGGUGAUUCGGUACCUGUUACAGGAGGAGGAGGAGGAGGUGGUGGUGGUGGUGGAUGGGGGGAAUUCCCCGGGAUCGGAAAGAACGGAUGCGGAAAGACAGGAAACAAGUUCAUUAGCAGAAGAUAA